AUGGCGUUGAAAGCCAGAGCGCUUUACAACUUCCAGAGCGAAAACAAAGAGGAGAUCAGCAUCCAGGAGAACGAGGAGCUCGUCAUCUUCAGCGAGAACUCCUUGGAUGGGUGGUUACAGGGCCAAAACAGCCGCGGCGAGACCGGCCUCUUCCCUGCCUCCUACGUGGAAAUCCUUCGCUCCCGCUCAGGCUCCAGCUACACGGACUAUUCCAGCAGCCCAGCCAGCUCCCCCAGGCAUGACUCCUCCUUCUACGCAGCCCCCGCCAAUGCUGGCAUCUCCUACCAGGGCAGUUUUGAGGAUGACGAUGAUGAUGACUGGGAUGACUGGGAUGACGCUUGCACGGUGGUGGAGGAGCCCCAGAGUGCGCCGGGCACCAACGGGCACCCGUCGCCCAGCCUGCAGUACCCAGUGGCGUACGGCCACCACCAGCACGCCAGUUACCAUCCCAAGCCGGCGCUGGAGAGGCAGGACAGCAUGAGCUCCUCCAAGAGGGGCAGCGUUGUUGGGAGGAACCUCAACCGCUUCUCCUGCUUUGUCCGCUCAGGGGUGGAAGCCUUCAUCCUGGGUGACGUACCCCUGAUGUCCAAGAUCGCCGAGGUGUACUGCAUCGAGAUGGGCUCCAAAGGUCCCCAGUGGAGGCCGAACCCCCACCCUUUCAUCUGCUCCGUGGAGGACCCGACCAAGCAAACCAAGUUCAAGGGCAUCAAGAGCUACAUCUCCUACAAGCUGACUCCCAGCAACAUCAACUCGCCUGUCUACCGGCGGUACAAGCACUUUGACUGGCUCUACAACCGCCUCCUGCACAAGUUCACGGUCAUCUCGGUGCCCCACCUGCCCGAGAAGCAGGCCACCGGGCGCUUCGAGGAGGACUUCAUCGAGAAGCGCAAGCGGCGGCUCAUCCUCUGGAUGGACCAUAUGACCAGCCACCCCGUCCUCUCCCAGUACGAGGGCUUCCAGCACUUCCUCUGCUGCCGUGACGAGAAGCAGUGGAAGCUGGGCAAACGCCGGGCGGAGAAGGACGAGAUGGUUGGCGCCAGCUUCCUCCUCACCAUCCAGAUCCCCACGGAGCACCAGGACCUGCAGGACGUGGAAGAUCGAGUGGACGCCUUCAAGGCCUUCAGCAAGAAGAUGGACGACAGCGUCCUGCAGCUGACCAACGUGGCCUCAGAGCUGGUGCGCAAGCACGUGGGUGGCUUCCGGAAGGAGUUCCAGAAGCUGGGCAAUGCCUUCCAAGCCAUCAGUCACUCCUUCCACAUGGACCCCCCGUACAGCUUGGAUGCCCUCAACAAUGCCAUCUCCCAUACGGGCAAGACGUACGAGACUGUGGGGGAGAUGUUUGCUGAGCAGCCCAAGAAUGACCUCUUCCUCAUGCUGGACACUCUGUCCUUGUACCAAGGGCUCCUCUCCAACUUCCCAGACAUCAUCCACCUCCAGAAAGGCGCCUUCGCAAAGGUGAAGGAGAGCCAGCGGAUGAGCGACGAGGGCAGGAUGGACCAGGAGGAGGCCGAUGGGAUCCGGAAGCGCUGCCGCGUGGUGGGCUUUGCCCUGCAAGCUGAGAUGAACCACUUCCAUGAGCGGCGCGUGGCCGACUUCAAGAGGAUGAUGCAGUCUUACCUAAAGCAGCAGAUCAUCUUCUACCAGCGCGUCAGCCAGCAGCUGGAGAAGACGCUGCGCAUGUAUGACAACCUCUAACGCCUCCGCUUGCUGCCCCGCCGAGAUCGCGCUCUUCUCUCUCCGCAGCCUUGCACACCUCCUGUUUGUGACCGGCUGAGAACGAAUGGGAACUCAUGACGCUAGUGACCAAAUACCUUCGGGCUUUCUUCUCCCUUCCCGGGCG
Merops nubicus (carmine bee-eater) is the source of this 1840-nucleotide messenger RNA. It is a transcript of the gene SNX33, whose product is annotated as sorting nexin 33. Gene Ontology annotation, cellular component: plasma membrane; cytoplasmic vesicle. Gene Ontology annotation, biological process: endosomal transport; cleavage furrow formation; plasma membrane tubulation. Gene Ontology annotation, molecular function: protein binding; phosphatidylinositol binding. NCBI's taxonomy places the organism in Eukaryota, Metazoa, Chordata, Aves, Coraciiformes, Meropidae. The record is from RefSeq and is a predicted model, not a curated record. The coding region runs from base 1 to 1695 and encodes 564 amino acids. The transcript is spliced from 2 exons.